CUCACACACCGGAGAUCAUGUCUCUACAAUGACAGAUGAGUCUCUCCUUAACAGGUCUCCGAAUGGAUCAACAAGUUUCAUCUUCAGUCAAGGAUAAGAGACCAAGAAUCGGAGUAAUGGAAGAAUAUCAUCUGUGAUGGAUGAAUGGCUGGUGGAUGCAACGACAUCCGAAUAACAACAGCUUUAACCACAAGUCACUUCUCUGCACCUCAAUUAGACCACCAUGUCCUGAAGAGAAACAGGAGCUCUCUGGUGAGCUGAAGUUCUGGAAAAGGUCAAAGGUCUUGGGUUAAGCAUGGUGUCAGUGGAGGUCUCCGUGGCUUUUGUGUUGUGCUGUGUGCUGAUGAAAGCCAGAGCUCUGAUUGAUUCUGAUGAUGUCAUCACCAGAGAUGAACAGAUCUAUCUUCUGAUUGAUGCACGGGCGAGGUGUGAGAGAAGCAUUCGUGCACAAUUAGAUGGUGUCAGAGAGGAUCACUGUGUUCCUGAAUGGGAUGGGAUAAUCUGCUGGCCCAUGGGAAAGCCUGAUCAGACGGUUGCAGUUCUCUGUCCUGAGUACAUCUAUGACUUCAACCACAAAGGAUAUGCAUAUCGCCACUGUGAUGCGUCAGGUAACUGGGAACAGGUAUCCACUAUAAACCGGACAUGGGCUAACUACACAGAAUGCACCACGUACCUACACACUAACCACAGCGAUCAGGAGGAGGUCUUUGAGCGACUUUAUCUAAUGUACACUAUUGGAUACUCCAUAUCAUUGGCGGCAUUACUCGUGGCUGUCUUUAUCCUUUGCUAUUUUAAACGUCUCCAUUGCACCCGUAACUACAUCCACAUCCACCUCUUCACCUCAUUCAUAUGCCGAGCAAUCAGUAUAUUUGUGAAAGACGCCGUUCUUUCUACCAUCACAGAUGAAGGCAAACUAGAAGAUGGGUCCAUUGGACAAAGACCCUACAUGGUGGGCUGCAAGGUUGCUGUGACCCUCUUCCUGUAUCUCUUGGCAACCAAUCAUUAUUGGAUACUGGUGGAGGGUCUGUAUUUGCAUAGUCUGAUCUUCAUGGCCUUCCUGUCUGAUAAAAACUGUCUGUGGGCUUUAACAAUCAUAGGCUGGGGAAUACCUGCAGUGUUUGUAUCCAUAUGGGUCAGUGCCCGGGUGUCUCUGGCAGACACACAGUGCUGGGAUAUUAGUGCCGGCAAUCUCAAAUGGAUCUAUCAAGUACCUAUCCUGGCAGCCAUUGUUGUAAACUUCUUUCUCUUCCUCAAUAUCAUCAGGGUUCUUGCCUCUAAGUUGUGGGAAACAAACACUGGAAAACUAGAUCCUAGACAGCAGUACAGGAAACUGCUGAAGUCAACCCUGGUGUUAAUGCCACUGUUUGGAGUUCAUUACAUGCUGUUCAUGGCUCUUCCAUACACUGAGGUCACAGGUCUGCUGUGGCAAAUUCAGAUGCAUUAUGAGAUGUUCUUCAACUCUUCACAGGGUUUCUUUGUGGCAUUUAUUUACUGCUUCUGCAAUGGGGAGGUGCAGGCAGAGGUAAAGAAGGCUUGGCUGAGGCGCAGUCUUGCAAUAGACCUGAAGCAGAAAGCUCGUGUCAACAGCAGCGCGGGAUGUGGGAGCAGCUACUAUGGAGGCAUGAUGUCACACACCACAACGCAGAGCGUGUGUCUCAGUGUCAGCGGCACUAAAGGCCUGCCUCUGGCCACUAUGGGGGCCAGAGGACAAACGCGUCUCCACCAUUCAGGAAAUUUAGGUCAUGUGCCUCACGACACAGAGACUGUGUUUUCUAAAGUGCGGCAGCAUGAGCUGGUUCUGAGGCAGAAUGAUGGGAAAAGGUCUCCAUGCAAGCAGACCAGCAGGAAUGCAGAGGAAAGUGAGCAUAAUUUUGAGCCAUAUUUUGUAGCAGAUGAUGAACAUUCAGGUUCCAUGUCUUGGAAAGAACUGGAAACAAUGCUCUGAUGGUCUCCUGGCUGAAUAUUAGUGUGCUUACUAUGGUUAGAAGCCCUUAGUAUUAAAUAGUCUAGAAUUAAAUACAAAUUAAGCUCAGUUAACAGCACUUGUGGCAUAUUGUCGACCACAGGAAUUUCAACUCAGUUCUCAUUUUCUUAAAAAAUGAAAGAAAGAAUGAUAUCUAGAGGUGGAAUCAUGGAGGAGUGCAAUUUUGACGUGGGCCCAUCUAGCAACAUCCUAGAAAAAAACAUUUAGAAAACAAUGUAGUAACCAACCCAGCACACUAACAUUGUAGCAUUGUAGAAUUUGAGCACCACUCAUUUUCUUGAGAAUUUUUUUCGUUUUUAGUAUUGUAAUUAUAGAUGUCUGAAUCUGAGAUGUCAAGCCAAUUUUUAUAUUUGUCUGUCAUGCAUAUAGAGAAAAUGUUUUAUGAUACAGGAUUUUACUGGAUAUCACUAGAAAGGUUGAUUUCCUCCUUAUACUUUCCUAAGUUGAAUGGUUUGUACAUAACUUAAAGAUUGAUGUGGAUUUAAAGGGGUAGAUGGGUCAUUUAAGUAUUUCUUUUUAGUUCCUGUGUCAUUCCUUUGUGAGUCUGAAAAUGAAACCUUUAAUAAGUCAAGUUAUGAACCUGUAGGCCACUAGAAAUUUGCAUGAUAAAAGCUUCACAUUUGAAAUGAACUUUAAAAAAGAAUGCUGACUAUCAGUUGUCUCUCUUUAUCAUUUCAAAUAUUUGUUUAGUUAAUAUUCAGAGUCUCAAAAUAAAGUCCUGCAUUAAAAACCUGCAUCAGUUUUUGUGAGACAGUCCAUGUUGUGCCAUCUCUUCACAUUUCUGCCAAAGCCUUUAGGAUAUUAUGAUGCUUCCUUUAAUCUGCAUUUAGAAUAUGAGCUCUAAUUUCGGAGAUAUUUUGUUUUAUUGCACAGCAAAAUGUAUUAUUUACCAAAAUCAUAAGAUUGUUAUGGUUAUUAUGAUAAUGAUAUUUUGUGACCAUGUGGUGUUUAAUGUAAAACUAUUAUUUUUUUGAUGUGUGGUGAAUAAAAUCUGUACCGUCUGUAACAAGUUUAAAACUUAUUAAAUAUGUGUCACUGGAAUAUGUGCUUCAUUAAUGGCAGUGAACACAGUAAACUUCACCAGGUUUCAGCAGGGCACUAGAAACCAGCACUUACUUUAAAAAGAUAUUAGUUUUCCUAAAAAUGUUUGAUGUAAGGUUUAAAAAAUGGAUGUGAAAGAAUGCAUGGGUUUGUGUUUGACUGGCAGAUAUUUUUACUGCUAUCAAACAUUUUCCCCUUCUGUUGUGGAUCCGCUCUUUCCCUCAGUCUUUCUUCUAAAACGAUAUAUUUCACAUUCUUUCAGCAGCCUGCCCUAGAUGCCCUCUCACUGCAGUCAGGAAUUUCACAGCAGAGCUUCAGGUCUAAACCUAGCUCUGGACAUAGACAGUCUCUUCCUGCUUCACAUACAAAUGCGCAAGACCAUUAAACUAAACAUUAGCAUUGUCUGUUAUAUUUUUGCCAUUAUGAAUCUCCAUUACAUAUCAAGUGUGCACAGUGUUCAUAGUGCAACAAAAUAAGAAUAGUUUGUUGCAUACUUGCAUGUCUUACCAAUUUCGAAUGAUGCUGCCAAAAUUAACUCUAUAGUGGAUAUAUGGGUAACUGCAUAUUAAAGUUUUUCUUAUGGAAAACAUGUGGGUUAUG
Molecule: messenger RNA, 3625 nt
Organism: Carassius auratus (goldfish)
Lineage: Eukaryota; Metazoa; Chordata; Actinopteri; Cypriniformes; Cyprinidae
Product: parathyroid hormone/parathyroid hormone-related peptide receptor-like
Exons: 14
Coding region: 296-1945 (549 amino acids)
Biological process (GO): cell surface receptor signaling pathway; adenylate cyclase-modulating G protein-coupled receptor signaling pathway
Cellular component (GO): plasma membrane
Molecular function (GO): parathyroid hormone receptor activity; G protein-coupled peptide receptor activity; peptide hormone binding
Source: RefSeq, a predicted model, not a curated record